Armigeres subalbatus is the source of this 953-nucleotide messenger RNA. RefSeq lists its product as uncharacterized. The coding region runs from base 33 to 953 and encodes 306 amino acids. The record is from RefSeq and is a predicted model, not a curated record. NCBI's taxonomy places the organism in Eukaryota, Metazoa, Arthropoda, Insecta, Diptera, Culicidae. The transcript is spliced from 2 exons.
AUACGCAACGGUUGUGCGAGUCGAGUGGUGCGAUGAUCCGGCGAGAUUAUGGUCCGGCGACCGAUGAGCUUCCGGCGGAUAGGCGUCCGGAGCGUCAAAAGCACGGUUCGAGGUACGAACCUUUGGACUGCGACAUUGGCGCAAGCGGUGGGAGCCCUGUUGCUUCCAACAGUCGCCUGGCUGGUACCAUUGAUGGAAGGGCGCCUUCCGCAGAAGUUGAACUAAAGGCAGAACGGGAGCGUAAUGCUGUACUAACGUCCAAGUUGAAGAAGAUGAAGGCUCGAAAUAGGGAGCUGAUAAACUCAAAAGUUAGUGGCCCAUCACCCAGGUAUUCGCGUAUUCAGUCUACUAAUACUUCUGACAAUCAGCAAACUGAAAACGAGUCACUAUCUGCUUCUAUGAAUAACCUGUCAUUCGCUACCCUGAACGUUCCGGAAUGUAAGCCCUUGAACGAUGAGGACGAAAUUGAUAAAAGAUCUUUUGAGACUUGGCGCACAUUGUUGGAGGCUUCUAUGCAACUCGUAGGAGUUACGAAUGAGAGAAUUAAAAUGAGUAUUUUCCAAAUCAAAGCUGGUCCUAAGCUUCUUGAUAUUUUGGAGAAUACGAGUUCCUCAUGUAGCUCUGCAAGUUUUGACAUUUCUCCGUAUUCGAAUGCUAUGGAUCGCCUCCGGGAUUAUUUUGGUUCGCGGGAUUAUACCUUGCUACAACGACAAAAGCUUCGUUCCCUUACUCAGAUGAUUGGGGAAUCGGAUGUAAAGUAUGUGAAGCGGGUUAUCAACUUAACUAAAUUGUGCGACUACAAUGAGAGCCAAACUCUGGAGAACGUUGCGGAUGUCAUUCAAUCCCAUGCGCUCAACCUGAACGUUCGCGAGUUAGGUAGGAAAGUACUGAGAAAAGGUGGCACCAUUCCAGCAUUAUUAGAAAAGUUCGAGCCAUUGAAAUUGGCCAACUGA